Molecule: messenger RNA, 2102 nt
Organism: Physcomitrium patens
Lineage: Eukaryota; Viridiplantae; Streptophyta; Bryopsida; Funariales; Funariaceae
Product: vacuolar-processing enzyme
Biological process (GO): vacuolar protein processing
Molecular function (GO): cysteine-type endopeptidase activity
Source: RefSeq, a predicted model, not a curated record
CUUCUUCUUUACAAAGGGCCCUCGUCUCGCUCGUCGCUGUGGCCCUCGUCUCGCCGGAUUUUGCAGAGUCUUCCGCCUCUACAGGAAAGGAUUGACUAAAUGCAACCUUUGGCUAGCAUGGCGACUAGACGCGGACUCCUGCUGGUCCUUGUGGUUGCUCUUUGUGAAGUAAGUGCGCUGGGUCGGACGCCCUUAUGGGACGGUAAUAUUAUGAUGCCGACUGGAGAGGGGCACAAGGGUGAGGAGGGGACUCGCUGGGCUAUCCUUAUUGCUGGUUCAGCUGGAUACUGGAAUUAUCGACAUCAGGCUGAUGUAUGCCAUGCAUACCAAAUCCUGAAACGUGGAGGCUUGAAGGAUGAGAACAUUAUCGUAUUUAUGCACGAUGACAUCGCAUACCACCCCGAGAACCCAUAUCCAGGAACAAUUAUCAACAAACCUGAUGGACCCGAUGUUUACCAAGGCGUCCCCAAGGAUUAUACAGGUUCCGACGUGACUGUGAGCAAUUUGUAUGCCGCUAUCCUAGGUGAUAAGAGUGCCAUCGAAGGAGGCACUGGAAAGGUGGUUGACAGUGGUCCUAAUGAUCACAUCUUCAUCUAUUACUCGGACCACGGUGGCCCUGGUGUGCUUGGUAUGCCCAACCCGCCGAACCUUUAUGCAGAUGACUUUGUGGGCAUUCUUAAGAAGAAGGCUGCAGCCGGAACUUUUAAAGAGCUUGUGAUAUACCUCGAGGCUUGUGAGAGUGGCAGUAUUUUUGAGGGGCUUUUACCAGAGGGCUUAAACAUCUAUGUCACUACUGCCUCUAAUGCAGUGGAAAGCAGCUGGGGCACUUAUUGCCCUGGCAUGUAUCCAUCACCACCUUCUGAAUACGGAACUUGCUUGGGUGAUCUCUACAGUGUCGCAUGGAUGGAAGACACUGAGAAGGAAAACUUGAAGAAGGAAACACUUGAGGACCAGUAUCUUAUUGUCAAGUCUAGAACCUCAAACCACAAUACAUACAGGUCUGGCUCCCACGUGAUGCAGUAUGGUGAUCUUAAAAUUGAUGUGGAAGAAUUGGAGCGCUACCUUGGUUUCGACCCAGCGAAUGAAAAUGUUACAAAGCCUGGGCUUUCGGAGUUAUCCCCGGUCAACUCUGACAUCGUCACGCAUGUUCCUCAGAGAGAAGCCGACCUUGUCCAUCUUAAACACAAGUUCUAUAAUGCUAAGAAGGGAUCAUUGAGGGAAGCAAACGCUGCAUCAGAACUUGCAAAAACAAUCUUACAUCGAAGGCACUUGGAUGACAGCGUGAGGUUGAUUGGUGAGCUUUUGUUUGCGGGAGAGGACGCACUUCAGAAGCUCGGUGCAGUUCGCCCAGCUGGGUCUGUAGUUGUGGACGACUGGGCUUGCCUCAAGAACAUGGUGCGCAUUUUUGAAGCAAGCUGUGGUCCACUGACUCAGUAUGGCAUGAAACACAUGCGUGCGUUUGCUAAUAUUUGCAACGCUGGAAUCAAUUCUUCAAGAAUGUCACUGGCAUCGUUAGAGGUCUGCAAAAUCAGCACCAGUGUCGAUCUUGGGAUCUGGAGCCCUGUCACUUCUGGAUUUAGUGCAUAGGUGCGGCAAUUUCAAGUUUCUCGCCAUCGCUUACGCAACAAAUCUCCAGAGAAACUUUAAUAUUCUCUUUCGUAAAGCAACAUUGUACAGCAGCCACCUUUUUUAGUAUUCAUAGUUGGUGUGAUAUUCCUUCAACUCCAGCAUUGAAUGUAAUUCAUAUAGACCGGGAAAUGACGAUUUCCACCUCCAAUUCUCCAGCCAGCAGUUUAAUCAACCCAGAUACAACAUUCGAAAAUAGGGUAUUAAUUUCUGGUUGCAAGCACGGGGGGUUUGCGAUGUAUUGGUGCAGACUUUGUUGUAUUCACUAUCUUAAGCGGAGGUCAGGUAUUUACAUUUAAAGUUGUAGAAUACAUUCUGUGGUUGGCUAGGUAUUUAUUUUUUGGAUUACCUCCAUACUGUCGAACCUGAAAUUAAGGUUCUUCAUCUGCACUUAUGUACAAUCUCAUAUUUAUCGUGGAAGGAAAUUGUGAUGCGCAAUUUAUGAACGAAUGCGCCUAUUUAGUUUUUAAUUGGAA